This is a messenger RNA of Orbilia oligospora ATCC 24927, 687 nucleotides long. RefSeq lists its product as uncharacterized. The transcript has 2 exons. Lineage: Eukaryota; Fungi; Ascomycota; Orbiliomycetes; Orbiliales; Orbiliaceae. The record is from RefSeq and is a predicted model, not a curated record. The coding region runs from base 1 to 687 and encodes 228 amino acids.
AUGAAGAGCGUAUUUCUCACCGUUUCAUUCGCAGCCCUAGUUGCCGCUCUUCCCCAGGACGGCUAUGGAUAUGGGUACGUCACGAGGGUGACCACCAGAGUUACCCCAACCCCUAGACCAACUACUACUAGCAGUUGCACCAUCACAAUCUGUGCAGACUACAUCAACUCCUGUAGUAUGGGCUAUGGUGGAUGCUACCCUGCUUGCCCUGGUCUCCCAACCCCAACAUUCACUCCACCACCAUGUCCAACAACCACAAAGAAGCCCACCAAGACUACAAGCAAGAAACCAUGUCAAACAAUUUGCGUCGAUGCCGUAAAUGAGUGUGGUAUCAAAUACGGCGGCUGUUAUUGCAGCGAAGAACCCUUCCCAUACACCAAGCCACCAUGUCCAUCUAAAACCACAGCAAAGCCAACUCCAACUCCUGCUGGCCCAAGAAAAUGUGGUGGUCUCCAGGGGCUCCAAUGCAAAAAGGGCGAGACCUGCAUCGAUGAUCCAAAGAGCCCCUGUGGUAUUGCUGUUGAUUGUCUUGGUAUUUGUAUCGUUGAACAGUUCUGUGGUGGAUUCGCUGGAUUUGCAUGCAAGAACAAGGGCGAUGUCUGCAUUGACGACCCAAGAGAUGACUGUGAUCCUAAGAAGGGUGGUGCUGACUGCGGUGGCCUUUGCGUUCCCAAAUCUUGGGCUUAA